Mangifera indica (mango) is the source of this 1299-nucleotide messenger RNA. Its product is annotated as phosphoserine phosphatase, chloroplastic-like. Gene Ontology annotation, molecular function: magnesium ion binding; L-phosphoserine phosphatase activity. NCBI's taxonomy places the organism in Eukaryota, Viridiplantae, Streptophyta, Magnoliopsida, Sapindales, Anacardiaceae. Gene Ontology annotation, biological process: L-serine biosynthetic process; dephosphorylation. The transcript is spliced from 8 exons. The record is from RefSeq and is a predicted model, not a curated record. The coding region runs from base 169 to 1056 and encodes 295 amino acids. Gene Ontology annotation, cellular component: cytoplasm.
UUAUUUUACUUACCAUAAUCACUCUCCACUGAUGAAGGAUCUUUGCAAGUUCUACCAAAAAGAGGAGCAGCAGCUACAGAGCGAAUCUUCAGUUGCGAGAAAUAGCAGAAACAGAUCUAAACAAACAACACCUCGCAGAUCCUGGCUAUCAUACGAAGUGAUAUUUUGAUGGAAGGAUUGGUGCAUUCACGUAUUACCCCAAUUCCUCCUCAUUAUAGGCAACAAAACUGUCUUUCCUUUCCCACGUUUUCAUUGCAAUUGACUAAUAAUUCAAAUAGUGGUCGAAUUUCUGUAAUGAAUCGUCCUAAAUCAUUCUCUCCAAUUGCUGCUUCGAACCAACCAGUAGAAGCCUCAACAUUGGAUCGCUUCAAUAACACGCUGCCUUCCCAAGAGGCUCUUGAGCUGUGGAGAAAGGCUGAUGCCGUGUGCUUCGAUGUGGAUAGCACCGUAUGCCUAGAUGAAGGAAUUGAUGAACUUGCAGAAUUUUGUGGAGCAGGAAAGGCUGUUGCGGAAUGGACUGCAAGGGCAAUGGGUGGCUCUGUUCCUUUUGAGGAAGCUUUGGCUGCUAGACUUUCUUUGUUCAAACCUUCAUUAUCACAAGUUCAAGAUUUUCUUGAGAAGAGACCGCCAAAACUUUCCCCUGGCAUUGAUGAGUUGGUCAAGAAGCUGAAGGCUAAUAAUGUCAAUGUUUAUCUGAUCUCUGGAGGCUUCCGUCAAAUGAUCAAUCCUGUUGCAUCAAUCCUUGGGAUUCCACCUGAUAAUAUUUUCGCUAAUCAAUUGCUGUUCAAAAGUUCUGGAGAAUUUCUGGGUUUUGAUGACAAUGAGCCUACUUCAAGGAGUGGUGGAAAAGCCAUUGCAGUGCAACAAAUUAAGAAAGCUUAUGGAUACAAGACACUAGUCAUGAUUGGAGAUGGUGCUACUGAUCUUGAGGCUCGUCAACCGGGAGGCGCUGACAUAUUUAUUUGUUAUGCUGCUGUUCAACUUCGUGCGGCUGUAGCUGCAAAAGCGGAUUGGCUGGUAUUCAACUUCAAAGAUUUGAUAAAUUCCUUGAACUAGCUUGUCUCCUCUGAAAUUAUUUUAACUAUAUAUAAACUGUAUAAUUUGUUAUAAGGCCAUAGCGGCCCCUGCAUUACUAUUUUUUCUGUUCUCCUAAUAGCUUUCGUGUAUUAUUUAUGUUUCUUCUAGUCACUUUUGCGGUGUUAAGGAUUGUGUAAAAACUCAAAUUGAAAUAUGAGUGAAGAGUGUGCAAUUGCUAUUCUGUUUGCUCAGUAAAUACAAAAUGUAAACUUUUCAGCUUCA